AUGUCUAUUCGUACAGCUUUAGUAACGGGAUCCGCCAAUGGCAUCGGCCGAGCCAUAGCACUGCGCCUGGCGCAAGAUGGUUUCCAAAUAGCCAUCAACGAUCUUGCCAGCCAAGAACUUCUCAUACAUUCCACCAACGUUAGCUGGCAAUGUGGAGGUGUGCGGACUGCUGUUCUUACUGCAGACAUCAGCAACGAAGACAAUGUCGCGAAUUUGAUUCGAAACACAUCAGAGAUGCUUGGAGGGAUUGAUGUAAGUAUGAAUCAAAACGCCGAUGUCAAAGGUGGGUCCAAACCGAUCCUCGAAAUCAGUGCCAGUGAAUGGGAUAAAGUACAGGCUAUCAAUGUUCGGGGAGUCUUUCUGUGCUAUAAAUAUGCAGCUCAGGAGAUGAUCAACCAGGGUCGAGGAGGGAAGUUGAUUGGAGCUUGUUCUAUCUCAGGAUACCGACCAGUAUGCCACAUCAGAACUCUAGUGAAUAAGUGGGCUGUUCGGGGGCUCACCCAAGCUGUUGCUAUGGACAUGGCACAGCACGGCAUUACGGUCAACGCGCACUGUCCGGGCAUGGUCCGUACCGAUAUCCUUAUGACAGCUGUUCAAGGCGAAAUGCAGACUCCUGAAGACGUCGCUGGUUUGGUACGUUUUCUGGCAGGGAAAGACUCAGAUCAGAUCACUGGGCAGAGCUUGAUCGUAGACGGCGGUGUGGUAUUUUCUUAG
Colletotrichum acutatum is the source of this 714-nucleotide messenger RNA. RefSeq lists its product as uncharacterized. The record is from RefSeq and is a predicted model, not a curated record. Gene Ontology annotation, molecular function: oxidoreductase activity, acting on the CH-OH group of donors, NAD or NADP as acceptor. Lineage: Eukaryota; Fungi; Ascomycota; Sordariomycetes; Glomerellales; Glomerellaceae. The transcript is spliced from 6 exons. The coding region runs from base 1 to 714 and encodes 237 amino acids.